This is a messenger RNA of Ceratitis capitata (Mediterranean fruit fly), 2735 nucleotides long. It is a transcript of the gene Nadk1b, whose product is annotated as NAD kinase. Gene Ontology annotation, biological process: NADP+ biosynthetic process; NAD+ metabolic process. Lineage: Eukaryota; Metazoa; Arthropoda; Insecta; Diptera; Tephritidae. The coding region runs from base 355 to 2241 and encodes 628 amino acids. The transcript is spliced from 6 exons. Gene Ontology annotation, molecular function: NAD+ kinase activity. The record is from RefSeq and is a predicted model, not a curated record.
AUAACAGCUAUUAAAUAAUAUUAAAUUUAAUUGGAUUAUUAAAGUGGCAAACAUAACAAACAAAUAAAUGGUGUAACAGUUUCUGUGUGAAGUAAAUGUGCCAAUAUUUAUAUACACACAUAUGUAUGUACACACACAUAUGUAUGAGUUUAUGUAAUUACCGACGAUUGGAGAAGUAAUUACUACUUAGUAAACACAUUUCUAUGUAUGUGUAUAUGUGAAUAAUCAAUUACGCAAAACAACAAUAACAGUUAAAAAAAAACCAAAAACAAAAACAAGUAAACAAAUAAAGAAAUCACCGCCAACAACAACAGCAGCGAUUGUAAAUACAUAAAACCGUUAUCAAAUCACACAAUGACCUGCCUGUCGGACAUUGAUCUGGCCACUUUGCAUAAAAGUCGGCUAGAGGAACGUCUUAACUACAAGCUGGCGUGGGGCGCGGCGACAACAAAUCGUCUAACCGCUGCAUAUCAUCCUCAUUAUCAACUGCAACAGUAUCAGCACCACCAGCUGGCGUUACAUCAAAACAACCAUCAAAAGCAACAACAACAACAGGCACAAAAGAGCACAGCUCAUUCAAGGAAUGCUGCUGCACAAAACAAACAGCAAAAGUCCAAACAACAACAGCAACAACAAAAACAAGUAGACAAAGAUAAGCAACAACAACACCAGCAACAGACUUCAGCCAUCAAUAAGUCUGUUGGUACUAGUACAAACACUUUGUCACACUCUCGUCUACAACAUCAGUCACAUGACGGCGGUAAAGGUAAAUUUGCCACCGAUGAUUUGCUAAAUGGAAAUUGUAUUGAAUUCUCGAAUAAAAUGCAACAUUUAAAUUUGAAUUUCGAUGAUGAUGCCUUGAGUGAUCACCAAAAGGUACAACACAAAAGUCGUAAGUCCUGUGCCGAAGAGGGGCGUCGACGCUUGCUGGAGGAUGGCCCGAAUUGUAAUUAUUUUACAGCAACAAAACGGCGACAGCGUUCGGGUACUUGGCCGCGCACCCGAAGCUUGAAUGCACCAUCGCCAUUCCAACAAUUUGGACCAUGUGGACGAAUAAUGAAAAAUCAAGCAGUGGUUAUGCAAAUACAGGAUCCCGCCAGUCAACGCUUGACCUGGUACAAACCACCGCUCACCGUGCUCGUCAUAAAGAAAGUGCGUGACACAACAGUGCUAGCGCCCUUCGUACAGCUGGUCGAAUGGCUGGUGCAGGAGAAGCAUAUGGUAGUGUGGGUCGAGUCGGCGGUGUUAGAUGACCCACUGCUAGUAGAGGAUAAGAAAUUUAAAAAAAUCAAAGAGAAAUUAGUGACAUUCAAAGAUGGCCGUGAUGAUCUAACUGAUCGCAUCGAUUUCAUAGUCUGUCUCGGUGGCGACGGCACACUGCUCUAUGCCUCGCUGCUCUUCCAGCACUCGGUGCCACCAGUGAUGGCAUUCCAUUUGGGUUCGCUUGGCUUCUUGACGCCAUUCGAAUUUGAAAAUUUCCAAGAGCAAGUGACCAAUGUGCUGGAAGGUCAUGCCGCGCUGACGUUGCGCAGUCGCUUACGGUGUAUUAUCUAUAGGAAGAGCGAUCGCAGCAGGGAGACGGAGAGUGAUUAUCAAGCGAAGAAUUCAUAUAACUAUCAAACAGAUGGUGGGCAUUACAGCACGAAGGGUGGUGAUGGCACCAGCAAGAAAGGCGAAACGAAUAUUUUGGUGCUCAACGAAGUCGUCAUCGAUCGUGGCCCAUCACCGUAUCUAAGCAAUAUCGAUCUCUUUUUGGACGGCAAAUACAUAACAUCGGUGCAAGGUGAUGGCUUGAUUGUUUCCACGCCCACGGGUAGUACAGCGUAUGCUGUCGCUGCCGGUGCCUCAAUGAUACAUCCCUCCGUGCCGGCGAUAAUGGUCACACCCAUUUGCCCGCACUCACUGAGCUUCCGACCGAUUGUGGUGCCUGCCGGUGUGGAGUUGAGGAUCUCCAUCUCACCAGACAGCCGCAACACCUCGUGGGUCUCCUUCGACGGUCGCAAUCGUCAGGAGCUGCUGCAUGGCGACUGCCUACGUGUGACCACCUCCAUUUAUCCGGUACCCAGUAUAUGCGCACAAGAUCAAAUAACAGAUUGGUUUGACUCCUUGGCGGAGUGUCUGCAUUGGAAUGUGCGCAAGAAGCAGAAAUGCCUGGAUGAGUUAUGUGAUUUGACUGCUUCCGGUUCGGAGGAUACACUCGAUGAUUUGGAUCGUGUCAACGACUCGAUUUUGGAUAGUUAGAUAAAGCAGCGUUCGGAGUGCAGUAAUGGGGUCGUGUUCAAUUUUUCGGAUGAUGAGUUAAAUGUUGUUGGUGAAGGAGAGUUGAACAAAAAAUUUAUGGAAAAAUGAAAUAUUUAAAUUUUGUAUUGCGCAAAUAAGUAACGAAAGAAAAAGGUGAUACUUAGGCGCAUAUACAUACAUACACAAAUAAAUAUUUGGCAAGAGGAAAGCGUGUGGUCUGAGCAGCAGCGUGUGCGUAAGCUUGUUGGAAAGCGCGCAUAUAAUGAUUAUUGUUUAUUUGUGCUUUAGCUUUAGCAACAUUUUAUAUACAUACCUACAUAUUUGUUAGUUGAAUGAAAGAUACUUUUUGUAGUAAGAAAUGUUGAAAAAAAAAUGAAACUGAAAACUGUAAUUAAAUUUGUUGCAAAUUAGUGUAGCAUAAUUUUGUUAAAUGAUUUUGAUAAACAAAAAAUUGCAAUAAAGAACAAGUUGAAUGUGUUGAGAGUUGAAGAAGA